CUAAAUCGCAGUUCCCACGGUACGGUCCGCACUUGCUCCAUCAUUUCGGCUGUAAACAACAUCAAAAAGCGCUCUGGCCCCAAGGAUCCCCUAUGUAUUUAUUUGCCUUCAGGCCCGCGCACGCAAUCCCCGCCAGCCAACCCAAUUAGCCUGAUUUCGUGUACGUCAUCGCUGGGCCCAAAAUAAUUUGCAUUGCGACCAGCCAAAAACGCCGGACCAAAGUCGCAUUUGCAUUGUGCUCGAUGACGUCUGGCUUUACUAUUUAUAUGGCCAGCGGACAGAGGCCAUAGCACAAUGAGCUGGGUUCGAGAGAUCCAACAGAUAGCGCAAAUUAACUUAACAAAAGGCGGGCAUGAUGACCACUUAGUACCCUAGAUGAUAGUGUCAUUUUGUUCUGACUAAAGCCAACAUGCAGCACAGCAGCGCGGGAAGUGAGGAGCGGAUAACCAGUACCACCAGUAGUCCCAGAUCUGGUCACAAAUCCGCUGGCUCCCUAUUCGGUUUAUUGAGCAAACGACCCAGUAAAGUGGAACCUCAUCCCGUUACUCCAGAAUCGCCACGACUUCAACAAAGACCAGUGUCCGCCUGUGGACAGUACGAUGUGAGCUUCGCCAAGUGCAGUGCGGAUACCUCAGGAAACCAUGUAAAUAACAAUGGCAGCACCCACAAGAGCCAAACACUGCCGCUGGAGAAGUCGCACAGCGGGCUGAUCAGCUUCCACAGGCGCGCCAAGCCAAGUUCCUCAAAGGGAAAGAAUCACUCGCACCGACAUAGUUCGGAUGCGGGUUCCCAGAGCGAUGGAGGAGCCGAUGUGGUGAUGCGGCGCAAGUCGCCCAAACACCGAUCGCCAAAUCAUAAUAGAUUUAGUCACCAGUUUAGCCUGUGCUGCAAGGCCGAAAAGAAACCUAUGACGCCGCCGGUCACCGUACGGUACAACUCCAUACCGGAUAGCAACAGCGUUUUGCGGCGCGACAACCUUUCGUUAAGCUGGAGUAUGGUGGAUAACAAUUCGGUUUCGUUGCACUCCAGCGAAGGAUCCUCACACCGACCGCGUCCGUCCAGCGAGUGUGCCAGUGCUCCAGAGUCACCGGUGGCUAGUAAAACGUUCUUUGCCCAAUGCAGCCCGGCUGCGGCUAGCGCUUCGGUGGUGCGGAGUGAAAGCCUGCAAAAUAGAUCACCCAUCCGGCCAAUGGCAGUGUCAGCUUGUCGUUCCCGACUGCGUUUAAAAUUGUAUCCACCUGGACAGGAGUUACCACCUCUUCAGGCCGCCGAGGAGCCAGGAGACAUUAAAAGAGCCACUACACCGCAGCACAUGUCCUCGCCCAAUAUUGCCACUCAUCCAGAUGGAAUAGAACCUAUACAGGAGCAGCCCGGCGUUAGGUUCAUGUCUCACGAGAAUAUGACCCUUCAACGUCAGGGAUCGGGAUCUAAUCUGGCCCGCCAAACUUUGAUGGCAGCCCAUGCAUUGAACCUCAUCCCGGCAGAAAAGGCUAGGGAACGGAGUUACUUAGAUGGCAGGCUUGGAUCGUCGUCGCUCUUAGGGCCCAGUGAACUAAGCCGCGUGUUGCCACAAAAGGAGGUCACCAUUUUUGUGGGUACUUGGAACAUGAAUGGACACAGUCCACCCAAGCAACUAAAUGACUUUGUGCUGCCAGCCAAUGUGGAGCACGUACCCGAUAUUGUGGUAAUGGGAACCCAAGAAUCUACGCCUGACCGCUACGAGUGGGAAGUCACCAUACAAGAGACCCUUGGUCCCUCGCACGUACUCUUCCACGCCACAACUUUGGGUACUCUCCACCUCGCAGUGUACAUGCGACGCGAUCUGAUCUGGUACUGCUCGGUUCCUGAAGAUGCCUCUAUGUCGGUGCGCACAGGAUCCGCCUUUCGGACAAAGGGAGCAGUGGCCAUAUCCUUUUGCCUGUUUGGAACUUCCAUGCUGUUCGUGACUUCGCAUUUAACGGCGCACCAGCAAAAGGUGAAGGAGCGGGUGUCGGAUGUGAAGAGGAUCAUCAAUGCUCUGGACUUGCCUCGCAAUUUGCCAAAUCUGCGGCAUAAGAACAAGGAUGUUACGCAGAACUUUGACAAUGUCUUCUGGUGCGGCGAUCUUAACUUUCGGCUUGGCGAGCCACGGGAGAAGCUACUCGAGUGGAUUCAGAACACCAAGUUCCCGUUGCCGUCGCACUUGCCGCACGGCUAUAUGCACACGGAUCAAUUGACUUCCGUUCUAGCGGAUGGCGCUGCCUUCCGGGGAUUUAUGGAGGCAAAUAUCACAUUUCCACCCACGUACAAGUACGAUCCAGGCAGUCAGAACUUUGAUACUUCAUCAAAACAGCGGGCUCCCGCUUAUACGGAUCGCAUCCUCUACAAGUACCGUCAAAUGCAAGGACUAGUUAUCCGUCGGCAGACUCUUGUGCCGGGUGUGUCCACGCCAACGCAGCCCCAUGUACAGUGUUUACUUUACGACUCCGUGCCAUCGAUAACCACCUCGGAUCACAAGCCAGUGUGGGCACUCUUCCGAACCCUCAUCCGUGCGGGAACCGAUGCGAUUCCUUUGGCUGCUGGCCUCUUUAGUCGAGAUAUUUAUCUGGAGGGGAUGCGUCGGCGCUUGAAUAACCAAUACUCCGGCGCCUCUGCCGUAUGUGUGCUACAGUAAACUACUGAGAUAAUAACCAAAGAUAGAAAUAGUGAGCAUGCAGCUGGUUUCCUGUUAGCCAUUCAGCCACAGUGGAAUCUGUGUAGUCAUUUACUCGAAUCUCUAAGUGCUAGUCAAAGCUUUCCUACGGUUGUGUGACGCCUUGUAUUACACCGAUUAGAUCGUUAUCUAGUGCGCAGUCGGAUACCUAAAUAACGUUUUAACCAUGACUUACCCUGCAAUGCUGCGGUAGUUCUUAGGCGCUGCCUUUCGCCUCGAGGCCUUAGUCGUAAUACGUUCCUUAUGAGAUUAUUGAAUACAUACUCGAGCAACAAUUCUGUACCUCUACUCUGAAGCACAAGCCUAGUCCGUAGUUAAACUAAAAAUCUGUUAGUUAAAGUUUAGUCAAAUAUUGAAAUGAAAUCGAACUAUGAAUUACUUUGAAUGUGUAAUCUAAAUCUAAACUAGCAGUAAAUAUACAAUAUGAAUCUGAAAGAUGAGCUUUAUUACUUGUUGAAAUAAUUUAAUAUUUAUUGUUAGUUCUAUUAUUUAAUUCUAUUUAGUUUUUGUAAGAGUUACUGUUGAAUUAUGUAUAGUGAAGUUGAUUAUUUUUAUAAUUUGCAAACCAAAUGAAGUUUUUAAUUUGUUUUAA
Messenger RNA from Drosophila eugracilis, 3284 nucleotides. It is a transcript of the gene INPP5E, whose product is annotated as inositol polyphosphate 5-phosphatase E. Gene Ontology annotation, biological process: phosphatidylinositol dephosphorylation. The record is from RefSeq and is a predicted model, not a curated record. The transcript is spliced from 5 exons. Bases 410 to 2653 code for a protein of 747 amino acids. Lineage: Eukaryota; Metazoa; Arthropoda; Insecta; Diptera; Drosophilidae. Gene Ontology annotation, molecular function: phosphatase activity.